Messenger RNA from Pteropus alecto (black flying fox), 5923 nucleotides. RefSeq names its product lanosterol synthase (gene LSS). NCBI's taxonomy places the organism in Eukaryota, Metazoa, Chordata, Mammalia, Chiroptera, Pteropodidae. The transcript has 22 exons. Bases 122 to 2341 code for a protein of 739 amino acids. Gene Ontology annotation, molecular function: lanosterol synthase activity. Gene Ontology annotation, biological process: triterpenoid biosynthetic process; cholesterol biosynthetic process. Gene Ontology annotation, cellular component: lipid droplet. The record is from RefSeq and is a predicted model, not a curated record.
CUCACAGUGCUUCUGUGUCGUCCGAGAUGUGCGCCUGCGCAGUGCGUGGGGGCGGCAGGUUCGCGGGCACCCUCUAGGGUAUUUGGCUGCUGGCAUCGCUGUGGAGGUUCUGGCGGCAAUCAUGACGGAGGGCACGUGUCUGCGUAGAAGAGGGGGGCCCCGAAAGACAGAGCCGGCCACCGAUCUCAGCCGCUGGCGACUCAGCAGUGAGAGGGGGAGACAGGUGUGGACGUAUUUUCCAGAAGAGGAAAAUCCUAGCCGGGAGCAGACUGCACUGGAAGCCUGCUCCUUGGGACUGGACACCAAGAGUUACUUUAGAGAUUUGCCCAAAGCCCACACAGCCCGUGAGGGGGCUCUGAAUGGGAUGACGUUCUACACGGGGCUGCAGGCCGAGGAUGGGCACUGGGCGGGUGAUUAUGGCGGCCCACUCUUCCUCCUGCCAGGCCUCCUGAUCACCUGCCACGUGGCACGCAUCCCUCUGCCAGCGGGGUACAGAAGAGAGAUUGUGCGUUACCUGCGGUCGGUGCAGCUCCCGGACGGCGGCUGGGGCCUGCACAUUGAAGACAAGUCCACAGUGUUUGGGACUGCGCUCAACUACGUGUCCCUCAGAAUCCUGGGCGUUGGGCCCGACGACCCGGACCUGGCACGAGCCCGGAAUGUUCUCCACGAGAAAGGCGGAGCCGUGGCCAUCCCGUCCUGGGGGAAGUUCUGGCUGGCCGUCCUGAAUGUCUACAGCUGGGAAGGCCUCCACACCCUGCUCCCAGAGAUGUGGCUGCUGCCUUCCUGGGUCCCCGCGCAUCCGUCCACAAUUUGGUGCCACUGCCGGAUGGUCUACCUGCCCAUGAGCUACUGCUAUGCCACUCGGCUGAGAGCCGAGGAGGACCCCCUGGUCCAGAGCCUGCGCCAGGAGCUCUACGUGGAAGACUACGCCAGCAUAGACUGGCCGGCGCAGAGGGACAACGUGGCCCCCGGCGACCUGUACACGCCACACAGCUGGCUGCUCCGUGCAGCGUACGCCAUCUUCGACCUGUACGAGCGGCACCACAGCACCAGCCUGCGGCAGCGGGCAGUCCAGAUGCUGUAUGAGCACAUCGCAGCUGACGACCGCUUCUCCAAGUGCCUGAGCAUCGGCCCGAUCUCGAAGACCAUCAACAUGCUCGUGCGCUGGCACAUGGACGGGCCGGCCUCCAGUGUGUUCCAGGAGCACGUCUCCAGAAUUCCCGAUUACCUCUGGCUGGGCCUCGAUGGCAUGAAGAUGCAGGGCACCAAUGGCUCACAGGUUUGGGACACCUCGUUCACCAUCCAAGCUCUGCUGGAGGCAGAUGCACAACACAGGCCCGAGUUUGCGUCCUGCUUGCAGAAGGCACACGAGUUUCUGCAGAUGUCACAGGUCCCAGAUAACCCACCCGACUACCAGAAGUACUACCGCCAGAUGUGCAAGGGCGCCUUCCCCUUCAGCACGCUGGACUGUGGCUGGAUCGUCGCCGACUGCACCGCUGAGGCCUUGAAGUCCAUCCUUCUCGUGCAGGAGAAGUGUCCCUUUGUCACCACACAUACCUCGAAACAGCAGCUCUUUGAUGCUGUGGCUGUGCUGCUGAGCAUGAGAAACGCUGACGGGGGGUUUGCCACCUAUGAGACGAAGCGCGGGGGCCACCUACUGGAGCUGCUCAACCCCUCGGAGGUGUUCGGGGACAUCAUGAUCGACUACACGUAUGUGGAGUGCACCUCGUCUGUGAUGCAGGCGCUGACCGUCUUCCACACACAGUUCCCGGAGCACAGGCCCGGGGAGAUCAGGGAGACCCUGGAGCAGGGCCUGGAGUACUGCCGGCGGAAGCAGAGGGCGGACGGCUCCUGGGAGGGCUCCUGGGGCGUCUGUUUCACCUAUGGCACCUGGUUUGGGCUGGAAGCCUUUGCCUGCAUGGGACAGACUUACCACGACGGGACCGCCUGUAUGGACGUCUCCCGGGCCUGCAACUUCCUGCUGUCGCGGCAGAUGGCGGAUGGCGGCUGGGGGGAGGACUUCGAGUCCUGUGAACAGCGGCGUUAUGUGCAGAGCGCCCAGUCCCAGAUUCACAACACGUGCUGGGCCCUCAUGGGGCUGAUGGCCGUCAGGCACCCCGACGUGGAGGCCCUGGAGCGAGGUGUCCGCUGUCUGCUCAGAAAGCAGCUCCCCAAUGGCGACUGGCCUCAGGAGAACGUCUCCGGGGUCUUCAACAAGUCCUGUGCCAUCAGCUACACGAACUACAAGAACGUUUUCCCCAUCUGGGCCCUCAGCCGUUUCGCCUGUCUGCACCCCGAGAGCACCCUCGCUGGCCGCCCCCUUGCUGGGCACUGGGAGUAGCAUCUGGCGUAGCUGCCAGGCGGUGGGCAUCAAGGGAGUCUGGCGAGCUUGGGGCAUGUCGCCGGCACACGGAGCCCCCGCAGCCGGCCGCCUACUCCCGCUGGCCGAGGGAUCCUGGGGCGGCCUGGUGGCUCAGACGCUUGCCCUUCAGCAUAGGUCUGGUCCUGAGGAGGGAGUGAGAUGCACUGACUCUGAGGCCUGGGCGUGGUCCCCAGCUCCUGGGCAGGUGCUCUCCCCCUAGUGACACUUCUCAGGAGGGGCCGUGUGUCUUGUCUGCCUCCCACCCAGUUCCAGCCCCUCCCACAUCUUCUGGCUGUUGGGCUGAGGGACCAGGCACUUCCACAAGCAGCUGGUGGGGUGAGGAAGGGGUUUCCUGGUCACUGUGGCUGCCCAGGGCUCAUCGAGGACCAGGGACAGCCGGGGCACGCUGGCUCUGACCUCAAGGUCUUACAUGCCGCAUUGCAGGCAGCACUCAUGGGCACUGGCAUCGCCACCUCCAGGUUUAUAGCCACAUCGUAAUGACAGAAGUGCUCAGGGAGCCAAGCGUGACCAAGGCUGUCGGCUUGUUAGCAGCGCCCCAGCCUGUUACUACCACCCACUGCAGCCAGGCAGGCAGGUGUGAUGCCCGGGUGCCCUAGUGGCUGCUGAGAACCUCGUGCCCUGGUUUGUGCCCUGGGCCAGGUUUCCGGGGUGAUGCCUCUCACCAGUGAGCCACUGAGUGCGCGAGGGCCUGGGGCUCAGAGUAGGAAUUCGGGUCCUGGGUUUGCCAUGGGCCUUCCGAGACUAGCUGUGAGGGGUCACCAAGAGCUUCGAUGAGAAGAAAACCCAGGCCUGGCAUUGCCCCAGGGGUCCCACCCCAAUGCCACCUCCAUCAGCCAUCAGCCGUUCCUCUGCUUACCCUGGGGCUGGCAGCAGCCCCGCACCGUGCCCUCAGGCUGACUGUCCUCCCUCAGGCAGCAGAUUGGCAUCUGGACGGCCCUCUGCUUCCAGCUGUCCCUGCCCAGGACCCGGCAGGGCCCUUGCUCAGACUCCGCACUCCGGCCUCCCUCCCACAGCUCCCUUGGCCCUUGGGCACCAUCCCCGAUGCCCAGGUCUGCCCCCCGACCUCUUCUGCCCUGAGCCCCCAGGGCUGGCCCCUCCGGCUUCCAGCUGUGGCACAGAGCGGGCAUCUGGGUGCCUGCUGCAUGUCGACACUUGGCCCAGAUGUUUUGCUGGGUUUCGUUCAGUGCGGGAGCCGCGUUGGAGCCCUGAGACCUGCUGGGUUUGCUCAUAAUGCUUUUUUAAGAAAAUAAAUUUAGAAUAUUAGAAAGAAUAUUUUCUUUCUAAUUACAGUAGACGUUCAGUAUAGUUUUAGUGGUUAAACGUUUACGUAAUUUACAAAGUGAUCACAAUACGUUUAGCACCUAUCUGGCUCCCUACCUAGUUACUACGGGGCUACUGACCCCGUUUCCUGCGCUGCGCGUCACACCCCUGUGACGAUUCUGUAACUGCCAGUUUGUACUUCUUAGCCCCGUCACGGUUCUCACCCAGCCCCCAAAGCCCGUUCUCAUCUUACAGCCAUCAGUUUGUCCUCUGUGAGCCUGUUUCUGCUUUAUUAGUUGCUUUAUUUUGUUCUUUAGAUUCUAUAUGUAAGUGAAAUCAUAGGGAAUUUGUCUUUACCUGACUGAGUGCACUUAGGAUAAUACCUUCUAGGUGCACCUAGGUUGUUACCAAUGGCAAGAUUGCAUCCUUUUUGAGGCUAAUUUUCCAUCGUGUGUAUGUCCCACUUCUUUGUCCAGUCAUCUAUCCAUGGACACUUCGGCUGCUUUCGUAUCUUGGUUUUUGUGAAUAAUGCUGCAGCGAACACAGGGUGCGUACGUGUUUUCACUUUAGUGUCUUGGAUUUCCGUGGAUAAACACCCAGAAGUGGAACUGCGGGGUCCCGUGCUGGUUCCAGCAUUGAUCUUUUGAGGAGCCUCCACCCUGUUGUCCAUAGUGGCUGCACCAGUUUACAGCCCCAGUGCGUGCGGGCUCCCUUUGCUCCACGUCCUUGCCAGCACGUGUCGAUUUACUGAUGAUGCCAUUCUGACAGGUGUGAGCGAUAUCUCGUCGUGGGUUUAACUUGCAUUUCUCUGACAAUUAGUGACGUCGAGCAUUUUUUCAUAGGUUUAUUGGUCAUCCUUAUGCUCUCUUUGGAAAAAUGCCUGUUCAGGUCCUUUGCUCAUUUUUUAAUUGGAUUUUUUUCGGGAUUGAGUUAUAUGAGCUCUAUGUAAAUUUUGGAUAUUAACCCCUGAUUAGGUGUAUCACUGGCAGAUAGCUUCUACUAGAUAGGUUGUCUUUUCAUUUUGUUGAUGGUUUCCUUUGCUGUGAAACAAGCUUUUUAGUUUGAUAUAGUCCCAUUUGUUUAUUUUUUCUUUUGUUUCCCUUGCCGGAGGAGAUAUAUCCAAAAACACACUGCUAAGAGUGGCGUCAGAGAGUACUGUCUGUUUUUUCUUUUAGGAUUUUUAUGGCUUUGGGUUUUACAUUUUAGUCUUUAGUCCAUUUUGAGUUUCUUCUUGCAUAUGGUGUACGAAGGUCCAGUUUCUUUUUUUUUUCACGUGUAUGUCCAGUUUCCCCAACCUCAUUUAUUGAAGAGACUGUUUUUAUCCCGUUAUAUGUUCUUGUCUCCUUUGUCGUAGAUGAAGUGACCAUAUAGGUGCAAGAUUAUUUCUGGGCUUCCUGUUCUGUUGCGUUGAUCUGUGCAUCUGUUUUGGUUACUGUGGCCUCGUAGUGCAGUUUGAGAUCAGGUAGUGUGACACGUCCCACUUUGUUCUUUCCCAAGAUUGCGGUGGCCGUUCGGGGUCUUUUGUGGUUCCAUGCGAACGUUAGGACGGAUUGUUCUGUCCUCGGAGAGCACCCUGCUGUCGUGAUCGCACUGAGUCUGGGUGGCUUUCGGGAACUUGCACUUCACCUCUGGCCCAUGUCCUGGGGCAGCAGCAGGGCAGCCUACACUUCACAGUGGCCACUGGCCCCGGAAGGCCCCAGCCGUGUCCAGGUCACUGGACAAAGCAUAGGUUUUCCAGAAAAGAAGUGACAAUAUGCUUUUAUACUGAAAAACUUAUUAGAGUGCUCUCACGCGACUACCUGAGCAGAUGUCGGGUCCUUCAGGCCAAGCCUGUCAUGCUUGUGUCGUGUCUCAUCCUGGGAACAGUCGUGGAUCUGGGGUUUUCUGAGCCUGUCACUCAAGUACCAUGUGACCCUGGACCACCGCAGUUUCAGGGAACAAGAGUAGCUGCUCGCAAAUAAGCAGCUGUGUCUUCAGCUGUGUCAGGGGAAAAUGUUUGCCUCAACCCGACUGAAAAUCAGGUUCUCUGCCCUGGGCAAAAUACUGAAGAUUCUCGGAUUCAAAUUCUCUUAGCUUCGGUUUUCAGAUUCUGAAUAUUAUGCGGGAAAUUUCCUUUGGGGCCAUCGCAGGCUCUGUGUCCCCGUGAUGGGAGAGCCACAGCCUCGUCUCAGGGAUUCUCGAACUGGGAUCGUUGGGCUCCGUGGAGACCUCGCCUCACUGAGCAGGGUCACUGCUGCUGGGGGCUUAAAUUUCAUUCAGGCAAUAAAAACCCCUUGAGAG